ACCCCUUCUCUCUUCUCGCUGUAUCGCCUCUAUACACUAGAAUAAUUAGAAGCGUGCUUUUAAUCCCGGAAGAAAAUGACUAUUCCCAAAUUAUCCCGUGGACCGUUUCCUUUAUUAUUAUUAAAGAAGCUUGGUGCCCAAGCUCAAGGAAAAUCUUGAAAAAAUUUCUGAUCCUCAAGAUCACAUUAGAUUUCAGAUUCCUCUUCCUCUUAGUGGAAUAAGUGUACUUUCUAUUUUGUAUAUCGUUCUUUCUCUCUUCAUAAGAUACAGGUAUACAUACACUUACAUUACCUUUGUCCUAAUCACCUAUCCUAAUCGAGUCGACUUACAACUUUUACUUUACGUGCCAGUCAAGUGAUCCACGCCAAGUAAAAGAAAACCGAAUCUCAAAAUAUUUAACCGGCACUUUCAGCUACAAGCCAAAACAUACAUAAUAGAGUAUCGCGCAAACAGAGAUCUCCCUCAUCCAGUCAACAUGGACGAGGUCGAUCGCGAGCUCAUUCGGGCUGAGCAAGACGCCCAACAACACAUAUCUCCCACCAGCGAACACCCUCCUCGUCGCGCUAGCAAUGAAGUCGAGCGAGUUAUAUCAGCUUCAUCCGUCUCUACAGAUUCCAGUGAACACCUAGCGCAAAGGCGAACGGGAGGCAUGAGCCGUGUGCCGACAUCACGAGACCUCGAACGACAUCCCACAGAACUUAGCCGUAUCAACACCGCCCGAAGCCAACACAGCGCCACCGUCGGACGAAGUCUCAGGAGCCGCGAGUCUAGGAGGCCGUUACCUGCGUUCGGCGCUGGAAAACCAUUCCCGCCUCCUCUACCAAAUCAGGAAGAAUAUGUCGUCGAGUUCGACGGCCCAGACGACCCAUACCAUGCGCAGAACUGGUCGCUUAAGAAGAAGCUGCUUACAGCUGCCAUGCUUGGUUAUACCACCAUGACAUCCGCAUUCGCAUCCAGUAUUUUCUCAGCCGCCACACCGUAUGUGGCUAAAGAAUUCAACGUCAGUUCAGAAGUCGGCUUAUUAGGUGUAUCGCUAUUCGUCCUUGGUUUUGCAACUGGCCCAACAUUCUGGGCACCUCUAUCUGAAUUAAAGGGACGACGCCUGCCGAUUGUAACCGCUAUGUUCGGAUUCUCAGUUUUCUCUAUCGCAUGCGCUACGGGCAAGGACUUACAGACGAUUCUGAUCUGCCGUUUCUUCGCUGGUUUCUUCGGUGCUUGUCCCUUGGCCGUCGUCGCUGCUGUCUUCUCCGAUAUGUUCAACAACGCUACUCGAGGAGUGGCGAUUACGCUUUUCUCCAUGGCCGUAUUUACAGGACCUUUGCUUGCGCCCUUCGUUGGUGGUUUCAUCGUCCAAUCGUAUCUCGGAUGGCGCUGGACUAUGUACAUUGCCAGCAUCAUGGGCUUUGUUGCCUUCGUCCUCGAUUUGUUCUUCCUGAGCGAGACUUACCCGCCCGUGAUCCUAAUCGAGAAAGCUGCCGAGCUACGUCGCCGUACAAGGAACUGGGGUAUCCAUGCGAAGCAAGAGGAAAUCGAGGUCGAUCUCAAAGAGCUGGUUCAGAAGAACUUUACUCGUCCUAUGCGACUUCUGUUCACUGAGCCGAUCGUCCUUCUCUUGUCCAUCUACAUGGCCUUCAUUUACGGACUGCUGUACCUCUUCCUAACGGCCUAUCCGCUCAUCUUCCAGGGUGUUCACCACUUCAACGCCGGUCAAUCUGGUCUGACCUUCUUCGGGAUGAUUACCGGUCAGCUCCUCGCGGGUCUCGUAGUGCUGCUUGACCAACCUCGAUACCAGCGCAAGCUUGCGGCUAACAAUGGAGUGCCCAUCCCCGAAUGGCGUCUUCCCAUCGUCAUUGCCGGCGGAGUAUCAUUCACUGGAGGUAUAUUCUGGCUUUCCUGGUCUGGUUAUCGUGCCGAUGUCCACUGGAUCGUCCCAGCUGCAUCGGGUAUUCUAACUGGUUUCGGACUCAUGGGUAUCUUCCUUCAAGCUCUCAACUACCUUGUCGACGCCUAUCUUAUGUUCGCUGCAUCCGCCAUUGCAGGUAAUACGUUCCUCCGAUCCCUCUGCGGUGCCGGAUUUCCUUUGUUCGCAAGUUAUAUGUUCAAUGGCAUGGGCAUCCAAUGGGCGGGCACCCUACUAGGUUGCUUUGCCGCCUUACUUGUGCCUAUUCCGGUCAUCUUUUACCUAUACGGCCACAAGAUUCGGGCUAAGAGUAACUUCGCGCCAACGCUCCCUGGAAACAUGCCGGGUGCUGCCUCCAGCUCUAGUAACGACACGGCAGUUGACAGGGAGGAUGUUGUGGACCAUGCCGCCGCGUCAAAUGUCCCCAAAACAAACAUUGAGACCGAAAAGGCCUAAGCGUAUUUUCUAAUAUCGGUUUUCUUAGGAUUUAAAAAAAUAAAGGGGGAAGGAGAAGGAUUGGUCAACAGGAUUAUGCGACCAAGCUUAGAUUUAUAGACAUUAUACGAAGAGGAUCGCGCGCACGAAUGAUGCGGUCCAACACAACGGUGGAAUUAGGAAGAUAACACUUGUUAGAUGACAUGUAGUUACUUUACCCCAUAAACUCGAUAGUAAAGAGUUAAUUAAUAUGAUAAAAAUUGUUGAAC
Messenger RNA from Hypoxylon trugodes, 2604 nucleotides. Its product is annotated as MFS general substrate transporter. The transcript has 2 exons. Lineage: Eukaryota; Fungi; Ascomycota; Sordariomycetes; Xylariales; Hypoxylaceae. The coding region runs from base 476 to 2356 and encodes 626 amino acids. Gene Ontology annotation, biological process: transmembrane transport. The record is from RefSeq and is a predicted model, not a curated record. Gene Ontology annotation, molecular function: transmembrane transporter activity.